Messenger RNA from Abrus precatorius (Indian licorice), 2451 nucleotides. RefSeq names its product plant-specific TFIIB-related protein PTF2-like. Gene Ontology annotation, molecular function: RNA polymerase III general transcription initiation factor activity; RNA polymerase III type 3 promoter sequence-specific DNA binding. The transcript is spliced from 2 exons. The record is from RefSeq and is a predicted model, not a curated record. Gene Ontology annotation, cellular component: transcription factor TFIIIB complex; nucleus; transcription preinitiation complex. Bases 248 to 1858 code for a protein of 536 amino acids. Gene Ontology annotation, biological process: transcription preinitiation complex assembly; DNA-templated transcription initiation; transcription by RNA polymerase III. Lineage: Eukaryota; Viridiplantae; Streptophyta; Magnoliopsida; Fabales; Fabaceae.
ACCGCGAAACAGAAGGGCUCGGGAGAUAUCUUAGAGUAAUUUUCCAUAGUCUUUUGGGGUGCUUUUUCAGAUCUCUCCAUGGCCUCCUCACAUGUCUACCAUCCCAGAAUUGCACGACCUUUCCUUCUCGUUGUUUCUUCAUCUUCUUUCCUUUAAACUCUCGAGCAAAUAGUAUCAAUCCAGUUUCAGUGUUGCCUCCCUCAAAGAAACCCUAAUUUCCCUGAAACACCUGCGCCAUUCGACGUUCAUGUCGAGCGCUUCUCCGUGUAGCAACUGCGGCAAAACCUCCUUCAUCCGCGACGAUGUCUCCGGAGAUUUGGUGUGUUCAUCAUGCGGCGUCGUUCAACAAUUCGAUCAAUUCGACGCCCAAAUCGGCGGCAUUGAUGGUCCUCGAGGAACCUUCAUCAACGUUGGAACGGCCGGUUCAGGUAGCCUUUACUCCUACAGAGAUAGGAAACUGUUUACUGCACAAAACUCCAUUGACGAAUUAACGUUUAGGUUAGGGUUAACUUCGAAAAGCGUCGAUAUCAGAAACAUGAUAUCUACUAUCACGGAGGGUGAGUUCGGGCAAGGCAAUUGGUUUCAGGUGUUGAUUGGCGCGUGUGCCUACGUCGUUAUGCGAAGGGAUGAUCUACCUUUGCCCAUGGCUGAAAUUGCUUCCGCUGUUGAGUGUGAUGUGUACGAGCUUGGUAAAAUGAUCAUGCGAGUUGUUGAUUUUUUGGACUUGAAGAGUGAUUUUCCUGAGUUCGACUUAGUGCAUUCGUUGCAACGGACUCUUAAUAACUCUCCUAGUUUUGCCUCUGUUGAGAGGAGUAUAAUGGAGAGAAUGCGGAUGCAGGGGAUAUUUUUGAUGCAGUGUGCGGUGAAGUGGUUUUUGAGCACUGGUCGCAGGCCGAUUCCGUUGGUGGUUGCGGUUUUGGUUUUUGUGGCUGAAUUGAAUGAUGUUGAAGUGAGGAUGGAUGAUUUAGCCAAGGAGGUUCAUGCCAUGGUUUCCACUUGUAGAGCUAGGUACAAGGAGCUCCUUGAGGCACUUGUAAAAGUUGCACAAGUGUUGCCUUGGGGAAAGGAUAUCAAUACUAAAAACAUUGUUAAGAAUGCACCCUUUGUGAUUCAGUAUAUGGAGAGGAAGUCUAUGUCAAAGCCUGUUGACAAAGGGAAGAAUUUUGAUCAGCCUGGGCUGGAUUUGGCUGAUGUUGUUGCUGAAUGCUUGAGACAUGAUGAUGAAUUUGAAUAUGGGAUUGAUGGCAUAACAUCCCGAAAAGAUUCUCGGUAUUUUAUGUUAGAACAUAAUGCUGAUAAACAGGGGAUCAGGGAUGUUGACAAACUGCAGAUUUCACCUGAAUGCUUGUCCAUGGUGUAUGAGAACUUUUUGAAUGAGAAUCGUAAAGCUAAGUCUUCAGGAAGGAGUGACAAUACUCCAAAAAGGAGAAGGUUAUGGUUUGAUCUUCAAGAGUGUAGGGAGUGGUGGGAUGGGAAGUCAGAACUGAGCAAAAAGCUUGUACUUAAAAAAUUACUAGAGAAGGAUGUUGGAGUGGACACCAUGCCGCCAUCAUUUCUCACUGGUCAAUUGAAAUGUAAAAUGAGGCAAGAGAGGAUCAAUGCUGCUAAGGUGCGGAUUAAAAGAAUUAUGCAUCCGUUAGAUGCUGAUAUGGGUGAUACUGAGAAUCCUGACCUUCUAGAAAGCCCAUAUCCUGAGAGAAGAAGGAAGAAGAGAAGAGGAAUGGUAGUUGAUGAUAUUGAUUGGGAAGACUUAAUCAUUGAGACCCUUAUUCUUCAUCAAGUAAAAGAAGAGGAAAUUGAAAAGGGGCAUUACAAUACCUUACUUGAUCUACACGUGUUUAACACUGGAAUUGUAUGAGAAAGUAGAGAGGUUUCAAAUAUACAGGCAUACAGUCAUAUCGGGAGACGUUACGAGGAUCACAAGAAGUUUAUAUACCCAUCAUCAGUGCUAUUGAGAGUAAAUCCAAAGUGGGUUAUUUAGAGCUCUCUUGUCUCAACUGAUCGACUAUACAUGCGUAAUGUCAUAACCGUAUACCCUUCAUGGAUAUUGGAGGCUGCUCGUAACUUCUUCCCUGAUUUGCCUUAGGCAUUUAAACUGAGUCUGAGGCGAAGGAAAGAAAUUGUUAAUACUUCCUAUAUAUCAUUUCAUCAAAUCUUAGUUCAAAUAGAGCAAGAUUAACCCUUGAUGUGAGUAUAAAUGAUGUAAACUUCUUAUUUCUCAUGUAAAGUGGAUACUUUCUCAAGGUUAUUGGAAAUUUUUUGUUCCAUCAUACCCCUCAUGGCUGGCUAAUCGCUAGAUACAGGUCUCAAUGUUUAUAGCUGCUGUAAUUCUUUGUUUAAGGAUCAGGAACAAAAAGGUUUAUUUUAUUAAAAUCGUUUAAACUCUACUGCUUUCUUGUUUGUACUCUUGGAAAGGCUUGAAAAAUGAAAUUCUUUCUUCUUUUUUAACCG